Centropristis striata (black sea bass) is the source of this 2464-nucleotide messenger RNA. RefSeq names its product synaptotagmin-like 1 (gene sytl1). Bases 238 to 1836 code for a protein of 532 amino acids. The transcript has 16 exons. Gene Ontology annotation, biological process: intracellular protein transport; exocytosis. Gene Ontology annotation, cellular component: plasma membrane; exocytic vesicle. NCBI's taxonomy places the organism in Eukaryota, Metazoa, Chordata, Actinopteri, Perciformes, Serranidae. Gene Ontology annotation, molecular function: neurexin family protein binding; small GTPase binding. The record is from RefSeq and is a predicted model, not a curated record.
CGUGUUCACUCCGUUUACUCCGCGACACACACACACACACACACACACACACACACACACACAUCGCUAUCUGGACUUAAAAACUUUUCAAUAAAACUUUUUCACACAUGGAAGAAGCGGAAGCUCACAAGUAAGGGGGAGCGUUUUGAAAGCUGUGGUUUACUUGUAUGAUAUCCUGUUUGCCAAACUCCUAACCACAGGAGGAUCGCUCUGCGCAUGCGUUAAUCACUCAACGGGAUGGAGGGGGAGCAGGUCGACUCUUCUCUUGACUUGAGCCACCUGACAGAAGCGGAGCGGUCCACUAUCCUGGAAGUUUUAGAGCGCGACUUGGAGUUGCGUCGUCGCGAUGAAGGACGUGUAAGGGCCCUCGAGGAUACAGAAACAGACCCGACACGUUUGCGCUUCCUGUCAGGAGCGUGGUUCAGCGAGGAGCGUGGAAAACGCCAUCACAACGGGACGUCGGUGUGCUCGAUGGUCCACGCCACCAUACGCCACAGGAAGACCAAGAACAGAGAUGUGCCCCUGAGUGGAUUGUUCAAUGGAGAAAAAGAGGAAAACACCGUCAACAACAACACCUCUCCUGAGGCAGUGAGGAGACUGAAGGACAGCGAAGAGGAGAGCGGAGGGACUCAAGGAAGUUUGAAACCUGCACCCACACCCAGAACAAAAAUCCCUGUAGGGCAGGGUCUGCAAAGAAAAAGUUCCACAUCUUCCAAAGAGUACGAAAAGAAAAGUAAUGGCUACUCAGAGGAACAUGAGGAUGAGUAUGACGGUCACAAUGGAGACUCUGACUCUCUGAGCAGCUGCCUGACCGAGCCGGAUCCAACUUCUCUGAAAACCAGCAGCUCCACCGGCAGCCUCCACUCAGGCUACACGCUCAGUGGAAGCAUGAUGAGUCUGUUCAGCUCAGGGGAUUUUGGAGUGGUGGAGGUGAGGGGCCGUAUCCAAUUCUCAUUGGUUUACGACAGCCAGAGGGAGGAGCUGCAAGUCAAAGUGUGCCGAUGCGAAGACAUCGCUUCCGCACGCAAGGAGCGUUCUGACCCAUACGUCAAAACCUAUCUCUUGCCGGACAAGUCGAGUCACAGUAAGAAGAAAACUGCAGUGAAGAAGAAGACACUAAACCCAGUCUAUGACCAGACUCUCCGAUAUAAAGUGCGGAUCGGGGAGCUCAGAAGCCGGACCUUGAACCUGUCCGUGUGGCACGCCGAGCCCCUGGGGAGAAACGUGUUCCUGGGGGAGGUGGAGGUGUCUCUGGGCCUCUGGGACUGGACCUGCACUAUGCCACUGUGGCAGAACCUGCAACCACGGGUUCUUUUGAAUCCAGAAUCCAUCAGCAGCCGCGGGACCAUCUUGCUCUCUAUUAAGUUCAUCCCAGAUGGAUAUGAGGGUGGUGGCCUGCCUCUGACAGGAGAGCUUCACAUCUGGCUUCGAGAGGCUCAAGGUCUCCUGGGGCACAAAGGGGGCGCUAUAGACUCCUUUGUCAGAAGCUACAUCCUGCCAGACGCCAGUCGGCAGAGUGGUCAGAAGACGCGGGUGGUGAAGCGCUCCAUCAGCCCGACCUACAACCACACCAUGGUGUACGAUGGCUUCCACUCCAGUGACGUGAGAGAGGCCUGCGCUGAGCUGACUGUCUGGCAGCGCGAAGGGUUAAAGCCACACAUCCUCGGAGGGAUUCGUCUGAGCUGUGGAACCGGUCAGAGUUACGGGGAGGAUGUCAGCUGGAUGGACUCCACAGAAGAUGAGAUUGCUGUGUGGAACUCGAUGAUCGAAAACCCAAACCGCUGGGUCGACGCAACACUAUCAAUCAGAACUAACCUGGCACCCCGGUCCACAUGACUCUGAUGCACACAAACGUGCGCUAUAGUGGAUGGACUGAAAGGACACCCCCCUCAUAUAUAUAUAUUUAUAUAUAUAUAUAUAUAUACAAACACACUCAGAAGUUAGUAGUUGUGCAAUAUUGUAAAUUAAUGACAUAUAUCAUGAAAUACUACCUUUAAAAUAUUGUACUUAUAUAUAUGUUUUAUGUGACAAAAUUAUUGUAAUCCAUUGUAGUUUAUUAAUUAAAUAUCCAACCCAACUGAUGAAUCACCCAGAGUUCUUCUUUACUUGUUUUCUAGACCUCUUAAACUCUUUGGAUCAUGUCGGAUAUAAUAGAAAAGGUCUACAGUUGCAUGUAUUUAUUUUGAUCCUUUUGAUAGAUUACAUGACUGCCACCUUGUGGUGAGACUUUAUACUAACUCAAUACAGUAUACUUUGUUCAGAAGAUUACAGAGAGCACAAUGAAGAAUAAGUUAAAGAGCAAAGAAAAUAAAAUGUAUAUCUGUAUGUCUGUUCUUCCUUUUAAACAUCAUACCAAACUUUUCUACAUCCCAUUUAUCAUCAACAUGUAAUGGAGUAAGGUAUUAACCCUCCGAGUCGGAGCUCCUGUCCAGCAGAUGGCGAACUGAGCAUUCCUGAUUCAGCC